Anopheles arabiensis is the source of this 6422-nucleotide messenger RNA. RefSeq names its product DNA topoisomerase 2-binding protein 1-like. The transcript is spliced from 7 exons. Bases 324 to 6089 code for a protein of 1921 amino acids. The record is from RefSeq and is a predicted model, not a curated record. Gene Ontology annotation, biological process: DNA replication initiation; mitotic DNA replication checkpoint signaling; mitotic G2 DNA damage checkpoint signaling. NCBI's taxonomy places the organism in Eukaryota, Metazoa, Arthropoda, Insecta, Diptera, Culicidae.
GCUAUGAAAAACAGGCUAUGAGACCACCUGAUCUUCAUACACUUUGAUUCAAAUCAGCGAUCUGUUUUAUGCCGCUUCAAGUUUGCUGCAGAACAACGAUACCGUGCCACACUCUAUGUGGUUGAUUGGAAAAAGUGAAAAUAGCUCCGAACACACCUUUGCACGUUUGAUUUACGCAGUGAAAAACGUAGCUUUCUUGCUGAAGUACAAGCAAACAGAUACAUUUAUUGACUUUUGUCGCACAAAGCGAUGCGACCAGCUGGUCAAAGGUAAACAAGCAGGUGUAGCACCGAAUCUAGAAGUUACGAAAACGCGCACGCACCAUGAACAGCCAUCUGUUGGCGGAUCAGCAACUGGCCAAGCUGUACUUUGUGCUGCAUACAGGCCACGGUUCCCAUGAAAAUGCAUCUGAAGACAUGAAAAUGGCUUACACGACGGCACGGGAACACAACGACAACGAGGAGCUGCAGGGCUGGAUCACCGAGGAGGAGUGUCUCAAGAUGGACGAGCAGACGCUGACCAAGCGGCAUGUGUUUGUGUUCGAAAAGUUCACCGGGACGGCGUUCGAGCACGCGCGCAAAUCGCCCUCGACCGUGAUCGGGCCGCGGUGUCUGAUCAGCUGCUUCAUGGACAACGAGACGAUACCGCUCGGCGUGCAUCCGGUGUACACGACGGCCAUGCGCAACCUGACCGUAUGCAGCAGCGGCCUGAAGGCGAAGGAGAAAACGCUCGUCAGCCAGCUGGUGUGCCACAUGGGCGGGUACUAUCUGGACGUGCUGAACGCCAGCUGCACCCAUCUCGUGUCCUCCACGGUAAAGUCGGUCAAGUACGAGAAGGCGGCCGAGUGCAGGCUACCCAUCAUGCACCCGGACUGGGUGAGCGCCGUCUGGGAGGAAAGCCAGCGGCGCGAUCUACACGCAACCGAGGCGGCCAUGGUCGAGAAGUACCGGCUGCCGGUGUUUUACGCGCUCACGAUCACGUCGACCGGGUUGAGCGCGGCAAGAAAGAACGAAAUCAAAGCGCUGAUCGAAUCGCACGGCGGCAACUACGUCGGGUCGUUCAAGUCGGAAACGACCGACAUACUGAUCCUGGAGAAGACGGGCACCGAUUCGGCCAAGUUCCGCGGUGCGGUACGGUGUAACAAGGAGUGUCUAACGCCCGAAUGGGUGGUGGACAGUGUGGCCAGCGGGUACGUGCGGCCGAUCCAGCCGUACGAGGUGAAAAGCAUGAAAGCUUCCACCCCGACUAAGGACGAUGGGCGAGCGUGUGGGUCCGCCGGUGCGGUCGGUGUUCGCAUUUCGGCCGGUGAAUUUAAUCCCGACUGUACGCAGCUGUCGGAGAUUUCGCACGCCAACUUUUCCUCCCGCAACGAAACCAUCAACGAAAGCAUGAUGAGUGGGGGAGUGGCGGAUGUAGCACCGGCGGGGAGUAGCUCGUCCGUCGCUCGCCCCGUGGGAAGCCAGCGGUACCGGGAGGUGCUGGCGCGCCUGACCGUACAGCAGGCCAAAAAGGCCGGACCGGUGCUGGAUGGGUGCAGCGUGUUUUUGAGCGGAUUUACCGCGGAGGAGAAGGAAAAGCUGAACAAAAUACUGAACGCAGUUGGCGCUGUGCGGUACGAUGAGAUAGCCAGCACCGCCAUCAGCCACGUCAUCGUCGGCGAGCAGCACGUGUCGGAGUUGAGCAAGCUGCGCGAUUCGGCCGCCCAUCUGCUGACGCUCGAGUGGUUGGCGAAAUCGAUCGAGCUGCGCCAGCUGGCCCCGGAGGACGCGAACGAGUACACGUUUCAACCGUCCGGGAAGGGCAUUAUGAUGGAGCGCGCACCGGAACCACCGUCCCCGUCGAGCAAGAAGAACCUGCAGCGCAUGAAUAGCAGCGUGUUCAAGCGACCGGAUGUGCCGAAGUUCCGCCUAGAGGAAGCGACACCGCCGGAACCGGGCAAGGCGGCAACGGUGGCACCGGCGCCAAUGCAACCGGCCGCAGCCAAGCAGCCGAGCGAACAGGACUCGAUCAUGCUGCAGUACAUGGAGAAGAACAUGGCCGAACGGUUACCGGCGGGCGAACCGAAACCGGCCGCUGGACUGCCCCCGUCGUCCUCGUCCAGCAGCAGCGCGGUGAGCCAGCUCGACUCGGAGAUGGAGUCACAGCUGCCGGAGUUUAUGCUUGGCGAGACGCUGUUUGUGUUCGGCUUCUCGGAGGAGGACGCCGUGCAGAUCCUGUCCGACUGCAAGGAGUGCGGCGGUACGAUCGUGGACGAAAGCUACACGGACGAGGUGGACUACAUAGUGCUGCCGACGUCCUGCAUCGGCACGCCGGACUUUGCCAUAAGGGGGAAGCAAACGGUCAACUGCAUUUGGCUCGAAAACUCGAUCCAGAGCGGCCAGUGCUGCCCGAUGGAGUACUACUACGAGCCGAUCAUCUACGGCGAGGAUGAUCCGACACCGCUGGAAGGGGAAACGGUCGUGAUCAGCUCGUACUCCGGGCCGGAGCGUGAGUUUCUGAUCGCGAUGGGGAAGCUGCUGGGCGCGUGCGUCCAAGAGCGGCUGGUAAGGAAGGCCGCUCCACUGCUGGUGUGCAAGGAGCCAAGCGGUGCGAAGUACAGUGCAGCCAUUCAGUGGGAGCUGACCGUGGUUCGUGCCGAGUGGAUGCGGGAGUGUACGCGCCAGAAGCGCCGAGUGGCGGAAAAUCCCUACCUGGUUGGGGACGCGAUCUGCUCGGCGAAGAACGUGCCCGUCGGGGCGGGUGCGUGCCUUCCCAUGACGUCGACCGACGAUGUGGACAUUGAUUCCGUGCGCGAGGAGGCACGCAUCGGCGAACCCGCGAGGGAAGAGGAGCUUUCGAUGCAUCCGCAGGCAUCGUCCACGAUGAAACCCGUGCCCAAGACGACGGGCGACCAGUUCCGGUACAUUACGGUGCAGAAAACGCGCGAAGAGACGGAGUACGGGUUCACGCGUCUGUCCACGCCCCAGCUGCGGCAGCUGACCAGCGGCGAACGGAUGCAGUACUCGCAGGAGAUGGAUCAGUACGAGGGGCUGAUGAAGGCGCAGCGCGUCCAGCGGAAACCGUUCGAUCCGAACGAGGGCAGUGUCUACGGUCAGGUUGCUGCGGAUUCUCCCGCCGCCGGAGAUGUGCUGCGUACGCGCCGGUUUACCGCCAUCUCGGAGGAAGGCCGUGGCUCGUCCUCAUCCCGCUCGCCCAUCACACCGGUCGCCGGUGCUGGAGCGGCGGGAAGCAGCGCCAACGUGACACCGGCCGGUGCGGGCUUUGAUUACGAAGCGCUGAGCGUUACCCAGCGCGUGAUGGAGUUCGAUACGCCCGUCCGCAACACGCUGUACAAGGUGCUGAAGGAGGCGGAAGAGGCCGAACGGAACAUAACGCCCCGAACGCGGCGCGUGAAGGAGCUGCUAGCGACACCGCACGGCGGUGGCCCCGGGGCGGGCGGGGACGGCCACAUCCGGACGCCGACGUUGCCCGACUGCAUGACGAAGCCGGUCACACCGUACGGCUUCCGGCCGGACGCCAGCCCGGACAAUCACGCCUACCACAAGCGCAAGUUGCAGUAUUGGGAUCGCUACCACAAACCGUCCACCAGCAACACCGCCGGUACGGCGAGUGCAGCCGGCGGCCCAUCCGAUCCGGUGGGCGACGAGACGGCUUCACAACGGGCACGCCGCCUGAGCACGCCGAUCAGCGAGAUAAAGCGUCGAUUCUAUGAGGAAAAGUUUGGCGAAGAUUACGUGAACCACGUGGAGUCCAAGUGCUCGUCGAUGCCGCGCAAGACGCUCGAUUUGAACCGUUCCGGGGAGGAAACGGAUGAGGAAAUUGCGAGCACCGCUCCACCGCCGCCGGCGCCGCCGCAGUCGAGGAAGAAUGGUGGCUCCCCACCAACCACGGUGGCCACGGGCGGAGGAGAGCGUUCGGCUGACACGUCCACCAUCUCGAGAGGAUCACUCGAUCGGGGCAAUGUCAGUGCGGAUAAGCGGUCGCGCAGCGAGCUCGAGCAGGAGGAGGACGAUUACGGCGAUCCAAACGCGACAGCCGACAGGUGCCGCAGUCCGGCGGGCGACGGAACGGAUCUGCAACCGGUGGCCAAAAAGCCGCUGCUCAAUGCGGCCAAGGGCGAUGCGUGCGUCCAGCGGCUGAGCGACGUCAUUGCGGCCGCCAAAGCGUCGGCCAAGAAGAAGGCGAAAUAUCAGCUAAAUACAAAACUCCUUCAACGUCGGCGUCCGGAUGUGGCCGUCCCCGCCCGCCCCGGGGCCACCGCCGUGCGGUGUCGCUACUGCCGCAGCUGGGGCGUGGACAGACGCGUGAACCCGUACUCCGUCUCUUCGCGCGUUUUCUGCACCGUAAUGUACCGGAACUGGUCGCCCGUCGUCUUGGGCACGGGUUUCAUCGUGGACGAUGCCUGCGGAUGCAUCGAAAGCUCCUCUUCCCUCGCGGGUUCGCCGAUGCGUGCCUCCUCGCGCACGGAAUCAAUGUCCACAUCGUCGGUCGACGUCAUGGGAAGGCACGCACCCGCCCCGACGGGCACGUUCUUCGCCGAGCAGAUCGCGUCCCCAACCAGAACUCAUUGUAAAACAUUGCUAAAAUGGUUCGAGAGGGCAUUAUUGUCCAUCGAUAGACAAAUAAACAUAAACAUAAACAUAAACAUAAAAGCAGACACGGAACAGCAACCGACGGAACCGUACACCGAGAUAGAUUACGAUACGGAAGUCAAUGUGUGUGGUGUCGUUUGGCGCGAGCGGGACAUUGAAAAGUCCGCGGAGUCCAAGUGCUCGACGAUGCCGCGCAAGACGCUCGAUUUGAACCGUUCCGGGGAGGAAACGGACGAGGAAAUUGCGAGCACCGCUCCACCGCCGCCGGCGCCGCCGCAGUCGAGGAAGAAUGGUGGCUCCCCACCAACCACGGUGGCCACGGGCGGAGGAGAGCGUUCGGCCGACACGUCCACCAUCUCGCGAAGAUCACUCGAUCGGGGCAAUGUCAGUGCGGAUAAGCGGUCGCGCAGCGAGCUCGAGCAGGAGGAGGACGAUUACGGCGAUCCAAACGCGACAGCCGACAGGUGCCGCAGUCCGGCGGGCGACGGAACGGAUCUGCAACCGGUGGCCAAAAAGCCGCUGCUCAAUGCGGCCAAGGGCGAUGCGUUCGUCCAGCGGCUGAGCGACGUCAUUGCGGCCGCCAAAGAGUCGGCCAAGAAGAAGGCGAAAUAUCAGCUGGAAGCAGACACGGAACAGCAACCGACGGAACCGUACACCGAGAUAGAUUACGAUACGGAAGUCAAUGUGUGUGGUGUCGUUUGGCGCGAGCGGGACAUUGAAAAUAUACAAGCGAACGAAUCGCCGAAACCGAAAGCGUCGAAAGCGUCCGCCAACGACAAGAAGGAAAACCCGGCACGGGGAGGUAAUCCGCUCGCGAUGAAGCACCGCGGUACGCCCGUCUUUGCCAUCUCGGGCGUACCGGAGUACGUGCGGCUCGAGCUGGCGAAAAAGAUCGAACAGCUCAAAGGGGAGCUGGCGUCGGACCCGAACCGGUACGAUCCGGCCUGCACGCACAUCCUGUGCCUCAAUCCGAACCGUGGCGAAAAGAUGCUGUCCGGCAUCGCGGCGGGCAAGUGGUUGCUCUCUAUCAAGUAUCUGGACGACAGCUUCGAAGCGGGAUACUUUUUGGAUGAAGAAUGCUACGAAUGGGGCAACCCGAAAGCGGUGGGCAAGCUGACCGCCCUUGCGUCGGCCGGUGAUCUGGAAACGGCCGCCGCUGCGUACACGUGGCGAACGCGCAUCGCGAACGAUGUGGGCAAACAGGACGGAGCGUUCACCGGGUUCCGGGUGCUGCUGGUCGUCCCGAAGAAGGACCAGUUCGUGCGGUUGCUCCAGUCCGGCGGCGGUUACGUGCUGGACGUGGAUCCACCGUUCAUCCACUCGGAGCGGGCGAUGGCGGCCACUCACUGCUUCGUCGACCGGAAGGCGAAGCUGUCGAGCGAAGACCAUCGUGCACUGGCCGAGGCCGGCAUCGCGGUACUGUCGAUCAUGUACCUGAACGUGUACCUCACGUCGGAGCAGCUGCCCGAUCCGAACACAUAUCAGCUUCCGAUCUAGGCGCGUGUCGUGCACGUGACCGAUCGCGGUGUUUUUUUUUAUUGUUAAAAGGUAGAUUCCCAAGUAACAAAAUCGACAUGCUUUCUCAUUCUACCCAAUAGAUCAGUAAACCUGAGAGAGCGAGAAAGCAUGUCGAUUUUGUCGCUUGGGUUAUUUGUCUUUCUAAUUGCAUUUGCUUUAUUUUCUUUCCACUCCAUUGCAUAAAAAUUGAAUUGUAUAUACCUUCCGGGGGAACAGUCCAUCUUCAAUGGCGCUUCUGAUGAACUCAAAGCAGAGCUUAACAAUUAUUCUCUUACGAUAUCGUUUGGAAUAAAGCAACUCGGUUUCACCGUA